AAAAAAAGUAAAAAAAAUAAGUUAUUCGUUUCUUAACAUUUUAAUUGGAAACCAUCAAAACAAUCACGUGUAUUGUGUACAUUUUUAUUCAAUUUCAACAGCAGGUAUUUGUCUUUAAGGUGUUAAAAAUGCCUAGAGGACGACGUGCGAACAUCGGUCGCCGCACAAGACAUGCAAGUCAGCAACAAGUGUAUUCACAGAACUUAAGCGAAGAAAGACAAAAUAUAAUAAGAGAAAAUGCCCGAUUGAGACAACGCGUGAGCACACGAAGAUCAUUGGCAUCAUACAAUCGCUUGGCAUUCCAAUAUGAUCCCACUGCGAACUACAGUGAUGAUGAAAAUUUAAAUAUUGGACCAAUGACGACUGUAUGCCGAUAUUGCAAUGCGUUAAAGUUCAAAAGAGAAACGGCUGGAUUGUGCUGCGCAAGUGGAAAAGUCAAACUGGAUCCAUUACUUACACCACCACAGCCACUGAAACCAUUGUUCGAUGGAAGUGAUCCCGAUUCCAGCCAUUUUCUUCAACACAUCCUUGAAUACAAUAACUGCUUUCGCAUGACUUCCUUAGGAGCUAACAUCAUUCGAGAAGGCGGCUUCAUGCCGACUUGCAAGAUACAAGGACAAAUAUAUCAUUUGCAUGGUUCAAUGGUGCCAACACCAGAUGAACCGCAUCAAUUUCUGCAAAUAUAUUUCAUUUCGUCGAUGGUGGAUCAGCUGAAUGUGCGGUGUAAUAUACAGGGAACACAACAGUUAAAGAGACGGAUUAUUGAACAGUUGCAAGCAUUUUUUCACGCUAAUAACGCUGUGGUUAAUAUGUUCAAAACAGCAUUGGAACGAAUGCCAUCGGAUACGCACAAAUUUGUCAUAAGAGCGGAUUGUACCCCAACAGGUGAACAUGUGCGAAGAUUCAAUGCACCCACCGUUAAUGAUGUUGCUGCAAUUAUUGUUGGCGAUCCAACUAAAUCGCGAGACAUUGUCGUUCAGCGAAGAAGCAAUAUCAUGCAUCGUGUAAACGAGACACAUCGUUUGUACGAUGCGUUACAAUAUCCAAUCAUUUAUUGGCAAGGGCAAGACGGAUACGACAUCACGUUGAAGAUGGUCGAUCCAAUUACAAGCGUAUCAACGAAUAAAAAUCUAAGCGCAAUGAAUUACUAUGCGUAUCGUAUGAUGAUUCGUACACAUGAGGAGAAUGUCAUUCUGAAGUGCCGUCGGCUAUUCCAGCAAUUCGCUGUCGACAUGUAUGUCAAAGUCGAGACAGAACGUUUAGCGUUCAUCCGAUUCAAUCAGGCAAAGCUACGAUCUGAGGACUAUAUACACUUGCGUGAUGCUAUUCAUUCAGAUGGUGAUGUUCAGAGUAUUGGACGUCUGACGAUUCUCCCAUCAUCUUAUAUCGGAAGCCCACGCCACAUGCACGAAUACGCUCAAGACGCUAUGACGUACGUGCGAAAUUAUGGAACUCCCGAUUUAUUUAUUACGUUUACAUGCAAUCCGAAGUGGACGGAAAUUGAACGUGAGUUGGAACCGGGCCAAAAACCGCAAGAUCGCCAUGACAUAAUCGCCAGAGUAUUUCAGCAAAAACUUAAGGUCAUGAUGGAUGUGCUUACUAAGUAUCGAGUUUUUGGUGACACACGUUGUUAUAUGUACUCGGUGGAAUGGCAGAAACGUGGACUACCGCAUGCUCAUAUCCUAACUUGGUUGCUGAACAAAUUACAUUCAAAUGAAGUGGAUGACAUCAUAUCAGCUGAAAUUCCUGAUCCAGUCACUGAUCCCCAUCUACACGACAUUGUGACGACACAGAUGGUGCAUGGACCGUGCGGUGCAUUAAAUCCAUUAUCGCCUUGCAUGACUGAUGGAAAGUGCACAAAACGAUAUCCGCGACCGUUAGUUGCUGAAACAGUUACAGGGAACGAUGGAUAUCCAGUAUAUCGUCGGCGUUCAAAAGAAGAUAAUGGUCGAACUAUCAAAGUUAAAGUUCAAAAUCAAGAGAUUGAGAUCGGAAAUGAAUUCAUUGUACCAUAUUGCCCGCUACUAUCACGAAUUUUCGAAACACAUGUAAACGUUGAGAGUUGUCAUUCGGCCAAAUCAAUCAAAUAUUUGUGCAAGUACGUCACAAAAGGCAGCGACAUGGCUGUGUUUGGUAUUGCGUCGGAAAAUGCGAAUGACGAAAUCAGCAACUUCCAAAUGGGCAGAUACGUCAGUACUAAUGAAGCACUGUGGCGAUUAUUUUCAUUUCUAAUUCAUGAAAGAUAUCCCACAGUUGUACAUUUAGCAGUGCAUUUGGAAAAUGGCCAAAGAGUUUACUUCACUGAAGCUAAUGCAGCACAACGAGCUGAGAGACCACCAUCGACAACAUUGACUAGCUUCUUUGCAAUGUGUGAAGCAAAUCCAUUCGCAGCGACGCUGAUGUACGUUGAAAUGCCCAAGUAUUACACUUGGAAUCAAUCAACAAAGAAAUUCCAACGUCGCAAACAAGGAACCCCAGUUCCAGAUUGGCCACAGGUGUUUUCCACUGAUGCACUAGGUCGCAUGUAUACUGUUCAUCCUGGAAAUGAUGAAUGUUUUUAUUUGCGACUGCUGUUGGUAAAUGUACGUGGACCAAAAUCAUUUGCGCAUUUGAAAACUGUGAAUGGCCACCAAUGCCAAACAUAUCGAGAAGCAUGUCAACUAUUGGGUUUGCUAGAGAACGAUUCUCAUUGGGAUUUAACACUUGCGAAUUCAGUUGUUUCAUCAAAUGCGUACCAAAUACGAACGCUGUUCGCAAUUAUCAUCACCACAUGUUCUCCUUCACAACCAAUUCAGUUAUGGAACAAAUACAAAGACGACAUAUGUGAAGAUAUCUUGCAUCGCUUGCGCAUUCAAACGAAUAAUCCUGACAUGCAAAUAACCGAUGAAAUCUACAAUGAAGGACUGAUUCUGAUUGAGGAUCAAUGCUUGACUAUUGCAAACAAGCUACUGAUUGAAGAAUUCGUUCAAAAUAAUGUGCCGUUGCGGAAUGAACAGCAAAAACCUGUAUACGAAACAUUAAUGCAAGCGGUGGACAAUAAUACUGGUGGUCUAUUCUUCCUGGACGCAUCUGGAGGAACAGGGAAAACAUUUGUCAUUUCAUUGAUUUUGGCCACUAUUCGAUCAACAGGUGCAAUAGCUUUGGCGUUGCAUCAUCUGGAAUUGCGGCGACUCUUCUAG
Molecule: messenger RNA, 3179 nt
Organism: Danaus plexippus (monarch butterfly)
Lineage: Eukaryota; Metazoa; Arthropoda; Insecta; Lepidoptera; Nymphalidae
Exons: 5
Coding region: 129-3179 (1016 amino acids)
Biological process (GO): DNA repair; telomere maintenance
Molecular function (GO): DNA helicase activity
Source: RefSeq, a predicted model, not a curated record